This is a messenger RNA of Triplophysa dalaica, 3612 nucleotides long. It is a transcript of the gene themis2, whose product is annotated as thymocyte selection associated family member 2. The record is from RefSeq and is a predicted model, not a curated record. Lineage: Eukaryota; Metazoa; Chordata; Actinopteri; Cypriniformes; Nemacheilidae. Bases 809 to 2791 code for a protein of 660 amino acids. Gene Ontology annotation, biological process: T cell receptor signaling pathway. The transcript has 6 exons.
UGAUGUCUCCAUGGAAUCAGUCUCUCCUUUAGCACUUGUAUACGUACUGCCAGAAAUAGAUUUACACAACUAAUACUCUUCCGUAUUCGGACUCUUCCGCAUUCGGGCCUAUAGAGAAAGUGUAAGAACGACAAUGUUUCAAAGAGUGACUCCAGUGGUGUAAAGUCUGUAGUAGUUAAUAGGUUUGAUUCUGGAGACAUGGGUCCGAAUCCACCUUUUGCCGAACUCACUUUUUUACCUUUUUUCAACACAUAAUUUAGUGCAGGCAUUUGUUUUCAAUGAAAUUAAGAAAGUAUUUGAAAAUGGUCUAAAAGGAGUUUAAUCACAAUUUAGGUUUAGGGUAAAUUCAGGGGUAGGUCUUUGUUAUCUCAAUAUUUUUAUAAAUAUAAUGAUUUACCUCGGUUAUUGUAGCAUAACAAUACUAAGGUGCAAAUAUGAUCUGCCAUUAUUUAUAUUACCAAUAGCAUCGAACUACUAUUUACUCUUAAUCCAAAGAAAUUCAUUUAGUGUAAAUAGCAUAUCGCUAAGAAAUGCUGCUAUUUUCACAGAAAAUACUGCUAAUUCAACCUUGUGUAAAUAGCAUCUGUCGCUAUUUUCACUAAGUGCAAAUAGUAUUGGUAUGUAUACAAAUAGACGCUUUCAUAAUACAUUCGAAACAGAAUAAGAGUGAAUCCAUUUCAGAGUUAAUAAAAAUGCUUCACUGCUGUUCUGUUCAGUGGUGUUUUCUGGGCGUUUCUCGUUACUUCCUCUCUUAGUUUCAGUGUGUGCACACAAGAAGAUCAGUUCAAUGUGUUAGUGGUUGUCAGAGAUGGGAGACCUCCAGUCAUUACGUGACUUCAUCCGCUGCUUGGAUCAACAGUCUUUACCCCGCAUCCUCCAGAUUUGCUCCGGGGUUUAUUUCCAGGGGUCAGUAUAUGAGCUUUCAGGGAGCGAAGUGUGUUUAUCUACUGGAGACCUGGUGAAGGUCAUUGGUUUAGAGCUUUUGUCUGUAUUUUGUGAGGACAUUGGCACAGAAACUUCAUAUGAGUUGUCUACGGAAUACUCAGGUCAGUUCACACUCAUCGCUGAGGACCUACCGUACUAUACAAUAGAGGAAAUUGUGGGCUUGUGCCCUGUUGGUGUUGAUGUCUGCAGCUCGUUCAGCUUUAUCAGUAAAGAUAAGCUGAAAAUAGACAAUUUCACACUACCCGCUGAAGAAGAGUUGACGCUCCUAUCAUUAGAAGUUGCUGAAGAUGGAGAAAGACAAGCACGGUGUCAUACGACUGGGCAGAACAUGGUCUCUGCAGAGAUACUCCUUCCUCUGUCCCUUAAGGGGGAGUUUUAUGAGUGUGAGAGUGACCGUGGUUACUCUCUACAGGAAAUCAUGUCAUCAGCCAGGCUAAGCACCCGUCGCUUCCGCAGUACGAUUGUCAAGCAUAUUGGAGGCCCAUUAAUCUUCAGUCCCAUUUACGAAAUUAAGGCCAUUAUGCAGAUGAGGAAGGACAUAGUCAAGUUCCCCUCCAGCCUAGAAGUGGACGUUGAGGAUGUGACAGAACAGUUCCAUGAUUUAGUCUUUAUAACUCCACUUUCCAUGGCUGAAGUUGCAAGAAAACCACUCGAGUCUUUUCCCACUGUUGUGGAGAUCCUGGAUGUCCCAGAGGGCAAACAGUUCUUUAAUACCCUCUGGUUCCAAGAACUGCAGAAAGACAGGCACCUGGUGCUACAUGGAUGGGGCCACACACCAAUGGUAUUAGCAUCAACUCGAAAGGGGAGGAAGGGAAAACAGUACUUCCUAAUCUCACAGAGAUAUGGUGGACGCAUGAGGAGGAAGGCCAGAGAAUUUGGAUCAGUUUUUGAGCUAUACUUAGCAUCCAUUCAGUCACCAGGCUUGAAGGUAAAUGUGACGCAGCAUUGUGAAGCAGUAGAGGAAGAGGGGGUACCUGCCCUCAGCGUUGGCGAGCAGCUUGAAGUUUUGAAAAUGCCAUUGCUGGAUAAACUCGAGGGUAAUUCUGAGGUGGCUCAGAAAGUUGAAAACCUAAUUUGUAAACGGACCGUGGAGAUAGAUGACGAGGAUGAUGAAGAUGAAGAUGACAGUCAAGUAAUCUCCUUGCCGCUGUUCAUGGAAGGCCACUUUGUGGAAAAGCUAUCUGACAACAAGAAGUACAAUUUAACAGAUUUAAUUAACAAGUCUUUGCCUCUUGACGUUAAAGUUGUUACUCAAGAUAAAGAGCUAGAAAAAGAUCCCUUGACAGGCUUGACAGCACUUAAGCUGGAGGAGACUUUUAUAGAGACUGUAGUGUUGACAAGCCUACCCAGUAAACCAGACAUGUGCUUUGAGUUGCCAGUACGCUGGUUACAAAUGUCUGUCUGUUUCAUGUCUGAACCUCUGCCUUGGUACACUUGUGAGUCCCCCAAACUGCGUGUAGAGACUGUCACUGAAGUAACUGAGAAUUUCUACUAUGAAUAUCACAAACUCAAAAACAAAGUUGAGGAACCACCUCCUCGUCCACCAAAGAGGAGGCCAUCAUCAUCGGAAGUGCCAAAAAUGCCUCCAAAGUCUAAAACAGCAUUUCCAAACCUAGCAAGCAAUGUUACCAAACAACUGGAUGAUCUUUCUCUGGGUCAAACAAUGAUGAAGCGACCCUCUGUUCCACCUCCCCCUGAUGAUAUUUUAACUGAAGCUCCUCUACCAUUGCCAAGGAAAAGCAUAUCGAUACCAGAGAGCAUCACUCAGCCUAACACAUAUGUGAAAAGAUCUUCUAUGCCACAAACCUUAGGGAUACCGCAGGAUGCAGUUCAUGCCCAGACCUGAUGGCAGAGUUGAGAAUGGGACAAGAGCUGAGAUGAUAGAGCUGGAUAAAGGACGUGGCAACUUGACACGAUUUUUCUACAACACUUCAAAUGCUAUUAGAUUGUUAAUGAUAAUCUUAAAUCUAUAAUUUACCUUAUUCGUAAAUGUAUUUAUUUUUUAUUCAGCCUUGUUGUGCAAGCACUGUUGAGCUUGUGCAGAGGCAGCAGCUUUUGCCAGAGGGGAACUGGAAUCCCCUGGUUGGGCAUGGGUCCUGAGUUUAUUUCUCAAUUGGAGUUUUGGGUUCCUCGCCACCGUUUGCAUAUUGUUUUGCACUAUUGCCUGGCCGGGGGGGCUGAUUUAGAAUUUAGACAUAAUUAAUAUUGCAUAUAAGAAUUUAUAGUCCGUUUAAUAUUUGACCUGUGGUUCUCUCUCCUAUGUGUGAUUCCACUGUGCGUGUUUGUUUGCGUGUGUGAUAUCUUAAUGUGUGUAAGUAUAUAUGCAUAUUGUGUGUGUGGAGCAUUUGUAUGUCUGUCUUUUGUUGUUUUCACCUUUUUCUUGUUUUUACAGGUAUAUGCCUUUAGUUGUUUUUCAUGUAUUCAAUGUGUCUCAUGUACAGCUGCUUUGUAACAAUGAAAAUUGUAAAAAGCGCUAGUUAAAUAAAGUUGAGUUGACCGGAAAAUAUUCAAAAAGCACAAUGUUAUACUCUGCUGUUAAUCUGUUAUGCCACAGCAUCAGAUUUAGUCAAAUCAGCCAAAUAGAUGAAAACAUUGGGUCUCAUUCACUAAUAAUUGCAUAGAUUUUUUGUAUUUAGACGCACAUUUGAACCUCCCCUUGUCGUCAUU